AUGGGGAAGGGCCGCAUCUUCCACUUCGGCUUCGCAGGGGCCGCCGAGCUCUUCGAGGCAGAAGCUGUCCCCUUUCGCGGAAAGAAACUGGGAAUCGAUAACCACCUCCGCAACAUAGCCAUCAAGGAGGGACUCGCCUCGCUCUCCUCCCCCAUGGUCGGCGAGUUUUGGAAGGCGCUAGUCAUACUUAAUCGCCAGUGCCUACGCGCUGGCAAGUGGAACGGCUAUUCCCAGCUGCGCCACUCCUCCUACGAUACUUACUUGAAUCCGCAGCUGCUGGACCAGUCCACAGAGGUGGUGGAGGAGUGGGAGGAGUGCUGUGGCUACCCUGGCAUCAGAAUGAUGAUUCCACGAGCGAAAAAGGUGAUGGUGAAGUACAAGGAAGAAUGCAAAUACGAGGACCGCACCAAAACUGCCAGUCUCGACGGCGAGAAAAACCUAAAGCCACGCUCCGCCUUCAACGAAACGCAGGUCUACAACACGAUAGAGAAGCUGAGCAGCUUCAGGGGGGAUUUCAAGGGCAUCCUUCCCGAUAAGGAAUUGCACGAGUUUAACUCCACCAUGGAGAUAGAGGGCCACGCUCAGGCCAUGUGGUGUUCCGCAAGGACAAACAGCUAUUGUAUCGAUAGUGCUCUGCAUCAUUCUGGGGCAUUAGACGGUGCCUUUUUGAAGAGUAACUCAGUCAACCACAACUACAUUCUUUGGGGAUCAAACUCAGCGCUUGGUGAUGGUUUUCUCAUGUUUUGCACCUACUUGGUGCUGUUGAACACGAUGAUUCCCAUUUCGCUGAUCGUGUCGAUAGAGAUAGUGAAGAUGUCACAGUCCUACUUCAUCGAUAACGAUAAGUUCAUGUAUAGCGCAUUCCGGGAGAAGGGAGCAGCUGUCCGUUCGGCCUCCCUCAACGAGGAACUGGGGCAAAUAGAGUAUGUAUUCACUGACAAAACUGGGACGCUCACCACCAACCGCAUGGAAUUUAAAAUAGCAUUGAUCGGGCACAAAUACUUCGGAGACCUAGGCUCAUUUCUCCCGAAGUCCCCCUCCAGAAAAGCGAUGGGUUUUAAGAUAGAUCUCUUCAGGAUUUGCUCAUCAGGGGCGCCAAUAAUUAUGGUGGCUAGUGAUGGUCGCGGCGUGCUUAAAUACCAGGGACCUUCUCCUGAUGAAAUAACUUUGGUGGAAGCGCAAACCAUGGGAUAUUAAUUCCUUUCUUCAACGCAGUCAACCACUCUCAUCAGCAUCAACAAAGUGGAGAAGGAGUUUCAGCUUCUCUAGAGCUUCGCCUUUACCUCUGACCGUAAGCGCAUGUCCGUGAUUGUGAGGGACAGCGGGAAGAUAAAACUGUACAUAAAAGGAGCUGACAACAUCAUCAAAGCCCGUCUGGCGCCAAAUCAAACAUUCUAGCUUGACUUUUAACUCUAACGAUUUUCCAGAAUUGGUCUGAGAACUCUACUGAUUGCAAUGCGUUACAUCUCAUAAUAGGAAUACGCUAAGUAUAAGCGUGAGUGUGAGGCUCUCCCGCUUUAGAACAAGGAAAAAGGCAUCGAGCCACUCAUCAGCAAGCUGGAGGAGAAUCUCUACGUAAUCGGAGCCACUGCAGUCCUAGAUAGGCUCCAAGAUGAAGUUCCGGAAACGAUACGUGACCUCAUCCGUGCAAGUAAAAUAUAAUUGAUGGACAUUAAGGUGUGGAUGCUUACUGGGGACAAGAUGGAGACAGCUGAGAACAUCGCCAAAAGCUGCAACCUAAUCCAAAGCGAUUUUUCAGUGCUCAAGCAUUAGUGUAAGGACAAGGACGUGAAUGUGCUGCACGGAGAACUCAUCAAGCUGAUAGAUGCAGCCAAGAGCGAGUCUGAGGAUGGGAAGAAGGUGAGUCUGCUCAUAGAAGGAUUUAGCUUAGCUUUCCUCUACUGCUAGUCAGUUGUGUGCUGCAGAUUACUACCCUCUCAGAAAGCUGACGUUGUCCGAGUGGUAAGAGAGCAGCUUGGCAGGAUAACGCUGUCUAUCGGAGACGGUGCGAACGACGUGCCGAUGAUAAAGCAGGCGCACAUAGGAAUAGGUCUGUUCGGAGAGGAGGGAAUGGGUGCAGUCCUUGCAAGUGACUACGCUCUUCCCGAGUUCCGCAUGCUUUGGCGACUGCUGCUGGUGCAUGGCAGGUGGAACUACAUGCGAAUCGCCGAAAUGAUCCUCUACUUCUUCUACAAGAACAUGCUGUUCACCAUUCCGCAGUUCAUCUUCGCGCUCUACUGCGGUUACUCCGGCCAGACCAUCUUCGACGACAUCUACAUAUCCCUCUACAACCUCAUCUUCACCUCUUUUCCACUGAUCAUCAGGGCGGUCUUCGAGCAGGACGUCAACUACGUGAGGCCUGCGAAGGGGGGCGAGGAAGACGUGGAGGGGUCUGCAGCUGCAGUCAAAAACCACAUCCUGUAG
Messenger RNA from Nymphaea colorata (pocket water lily), 2424 nucleotides. Its product is annotated as phospholipid-transporting ATPase DNF2-like. NCBI's taxonomy places the organism in Eukaryota, Viridiplantae, Streptophyta, Magnoliopsida, Nymphaeales, Nymphaeaceae. Gene Ontology annotation, biological process: phospholipid translocation. The record is from RefSeq and is a predicted model, not a curated record. Gene Ontology annotation, cellular component: plasma membrane. Gene Ontology annotation, molecular function: peptide deformylase activity; ATPase-coupled intramembrane lipid carrier activity; ATP hydrolysis activity.